AUGCUCUCCCUACUAUUUCUUGUCUCAACAAUUAUCGUUUCUGCCUCUGCAGAUGGCUAUAAUUGUGCUGGAAAUUAUCUGAUCAAUCCGCCAUUGGAUUUAAAUGAGCCGUAUUACUACCCGGAAGGAUGGAGAGAAGGAAUGGAGCCAGCUAAAUAUGCAGGAUCACAAAUGUGCAACUGGCAAAUCAAUGUUCCAGAAGGAUUGUAUGCAACGGUCACUUUCUACAAGAAUACCGAAUCAGAAUCAGGAAUUAAUUGUGUUUAUCCAAAUGGACAACAGGAAUAUAUCGAAGACAAAGAACUAAAUCCAUACAUCUUCACAACUCCUCAAUUCCAAGUGAAUCUUCGAGUUUCCGAUAAACAAGGAGAGUUUUCAUUCAAAGUUGUUUGGUCUACAUAUCCACCAGCAUGCAAAAUCAACAAUGAACUGACUGAUUCCGGUGCUCUUUCGGCAGUUCCGAGUGAUUGUGUCUCCACUUAUACCUCUCCAAACAAAGUAAUGUUGAUUGGUUUCACACUUAAAGAUGAUUUGGAUGUGCUUCUUCGUCAAUCAGCAGUCUAUGAGGGUGACUCUGUCAAUGGAAAAUAUCUUGGAAACUUGUAUUAUGCAAGAUAUCAACAAAUUAUGUCAAGCACUAACAAACUGACAAUCUACACGUUUGGAUUAGAUAAAGUAUUCAAUUACACACUCUACAUGGGAAUGGAUAGUCAUGCCGUCGGAGAUGUUAAACAAUUCACUGGAAUGAACUGCCCAUCUAAUCCAGCAAAGGAUUGUUUCAUCACAUUAAAUGCCUACUACAAUAUCACUGCUAUUGCCACAAUUGGAAGACAACCCGACUUCUUGAAACAGUUUUUCCAGUUUCCAAGAGAAUCUACGUUGAAAAUCUAUGAGGAAAAAAUCAGUGACAGUAAUCUUCUUGCUACUAUUAAUCAAUCCAAUUAUCUCAAUCAAUUCCCAAUGGAAGUCAAGACGUCUCUGAAAAUCUAUCACUUGGAUACUGGAAGACUUUCUCUACCAGUCGCAAAAAAUGCAGAUGAUGCUCAAUACAGUACUGUAUAUGAUGGAAGAUACGUGAAUAUUCAUUCUUUCGAUUAUAGAAGAACAAGUUACACUCAGGAUACUUUGGAAACAUUCACAACUGAACCGAAUCAGAAAAUAUACUUCAAAUUCAAUGUGAAAUAUUUUGAUGUGAACGGACCAACCACUCUCGAUAUCAAAAUCUCUAGAGACGGAGCUGUUGUUUAUUCUGAUAGUUUCACCGGAUCCCAUCUUCCACCAGCAAAUACCCUGAAAGUUUUUGGAGAUAAAAUAUCUGUCAACUACCAAACUUAUGGAAACUACACCAAAGGAUUUGAAGUUGAUCUUCUUACUACAAAAAAUGAUGAUGUCUCUUCAUCUUCCACUCCCAGUCCGUCCAAUUCAUUUAGCACUGUUCAUCCUUCUUCUACUACUUCUAUUUCAACUAAAAUUGUUACUAUGUCAACUAGAAUUAGCUCUUCUACUCCUCCACCAACUUCUUAUUCUCCAAUCACCACAGCUACUGCAAAAACAACCUCGACAACUUCUAGAAUUAGUCCUGCACAACCUACAACCCCAGUUACCACAAUGACUGCACUCACCCACUUCACCAUUGCAGAAACUCCAACAACUGGUCCUACAGACAUGCCUGGAGGAACAACUACGACUGCUAAAUCACCUCCAGUUGUGUCUACAACUACAGUUGGAACUAUUACAGGAGGAACAACUGGAACAACAAGUGCAAUAACAAGAGGAACAACUCAAAGAUAUGAGACGACAACAAAAUCUGGAACCAAUCAAUUGGCUCUUGUUCCUCUUUUACUUGUUUUCAUUUCAAUUCUCUUGUGA
This is a messenger RNA of Caenorhabditis remanei, 1869 nucleotides long. RefSeq lists its product as uncharacterized. The record is from RefSeq and is a predicted model, not a curated record. Lineage: Eukaryota; Metazoa; Nematoda; Chromadorea; Rhabditida; Rhabditidae. Bases 1 to 1869 code for a protein of 622 amino acids. The transcript is spliced from 9 exons. Gene Ontology annotation, biological process: innate immune response.